This is a messenger RNA of Nerophis ophidion (straightnose pipefish), 3435 nucleotides long. Its product is annotated as gastrula zinc finger protein XlCGF8.2DB-like. Gene Ontology annotation, biological process: regulation of transcription by RNA polymerase II. NCBI's taxonomy places the organism in Eukaryota, Metazoa, Chordata, Actinopteri, Syngnathiformes, Syngnathidae. Gene Ontology annotation, molecular function: DNA-binding transcription factor activity; RNA polymerase II cis-regulatory region sequence-specific DNA binding. The transcript has 4 exons. The coding region runs from base 583 to 1707 and encodes 374 amino acids. The record is from RefSeq and is a predicted model, not a curated record.
UGUGCUACAUUAUUUCCUGUGUGUGUAUGACUUAUUCAGAGGGAGAACAGCACACUAUACUGGAUUGCAGGAAUUACUUUUAGGAUGUUUUUAUAUGAAUAAGGUGGAUUGGACGUUGGCAUGGGAAGGCAUUCCCCUGAAGAUCUUCUUCUUGUGUCAGCUGGCAGUACCCUGACUGCUGUGAGGGGAAACUAAUGAGAUUACCUCGAUGAAGAACAUCUUCCUCAUGAGCAGGAAGAAGAGCCACAGCCCCACCACAUUAAAGAGGAAGAAAAGGUCAAGCGGCGCACCCAGUGAUCUUACACAUCAAAAAAUGGAGAGGAUGACCCACUGAGCCCUCCCUUUAAGGAACAAGAGAACCUGCUGACUCCUAGCAUUGCAGAAGAAAUGGAGGACCCACUGAACCCCUACUUUAAAGAGGAACAGGAGGACCAAGAGGAAGAACACCGCAUCAUUUAGCCUAAAUGGUUGGAGGAGUUCCCAGUGACUGGUGUCCCUGUGAAGAGUGAAGAUGAUGAGGUCAAAGGUGAAGACGUCUGUGAAGAACAUAUUUUCUCUGAGCAACAGAAGUGGAGCUUCCGGAUGGACAAGGAGGAGCCACAGCCUUUCCACAUCAAAGAGGAAGAAGAGGCGCCACAUACAUUGCAAAUGCGAAGCGAAGGAAAUAACCCACUGACCUCUUAUUUUAAAGAGGAAGAGGAGGAACACAGCAUCAGUCAGGAGGGAGAGCAACUUGAAAGACUGGAGGAGGUUGAAGUCACCAAGAUGCCAGUGACUGUUGUCCCUGUGAAGAGUGAAGAUGAAGAGAUCAAAGGUGAAAGUGAGGAGAGGGGAGGGGGGGAGCCUCCAAGCAGCAGCUCAACACAACACAUGACAACAGAAGCUGAUGGAGACCACUGUGGAGGAUCACAAGCAGACAAGCUCUUAGCUCCACUACCAGAUAGUGAGGACACAACGUCACACUCUCCUGACACUGAUGAUGAAGACUCUAAAGAUGAUAAGACAUGUCACACUUACAACACACGCUUCACAUGUUCUCGCUGUGACAAAACUUUCAAAGACCAUCGUAAUCUGAAAAGACAAAUGAGUACACACAGCGGAGAGAAACCCUUUUCCUGCUCAGAAUGUGGUAGAGAUUUUAGACUAAAACACAUGCUGAAAGUACACGUGAGAACACAGACUAGAGAAAACCCUUAUUUGUGUUCAAUCUGCAGUAAAGAUUUUACUCAAAAGCAACAUUUAAAAAUACACAUAAGAAUGAACACUGGAAAAAAAACUUUUUCAUGUUCAAUCUGCGGUAAAGAUUUUACUCAUAGGCACUAUUUAAAAAUACACAUGAGAAUACACAGUGGAAAAAAACAUUUUUCCUGCGCAGCAUGUGGUAAAAGUUUUGUAAUAAAUCAAAGUCUAAAAGUACAUAUGAAAACACACACUGGAGAAAAACCUUUUUCAUGUUCAAUCUGCGGUAAACAUUUUUCUCAAAGGGAGCAUUUCAAAGUGCACAUGAGAAUACACACUGGAGAAAAACCUUUUUCAUGUUCAAUCUGCGGUAAAGUUUUUACACGAAUGGACCAUUUCAAAACACACAUGACAAUACACAAUGGAGAAAAAAAAUGUUCAUGUUCAAUCCGUGGUAAAGAUUUUACUCGAAGGGACCAUUUCAAAACACACUGGAGAAAAUACUUUUUCCUGCUCAGAAUGUGGUAAAAGUUUUGUAUUAAAUCGAAGUUUAAAAGUACACUUAAGAACACACACUGGUGAAAAACCUUUUGUAAGUUCAGUAUGUGGUAAAAGUUAUAUAGAAAGACAGCAAUUAAAAUCACACAUGAUAAUGCACUUUGGUGAAAAACCAUACUUCUGUUCAAGCUGCAACAAAAGCUUUGGUCACCUAAACACUCUUACAGUACACAUGGGAACACACACAGGAGAAAAAGUGUUGAGUUGCAGUGUGUGUGGAGAAUGAUUCUCUUAUAAGUACCAGUGUUAGAAACACAAGUGUGCUGGUGAGAACAGCAGCAACAAAUGAAGAUGCAGGAUUUGAAAUAAACGGUCAAAACUUUGUUAAAUUUGACUUUCUGACAACAUCAGAAAAUACAGUGGGGCAAAAAGUAUUUAGUCAGCCACCGAUUGUGCAAGUUCUCCCACUUAAAAUGAUGACAGAGGUCUGUAAGUUUCAUCAUAGGUACACUUCAACUGUGAGAGACAGAAUGUGAAAAAAAAAUCCAGGAAUUCACAUUGUAGGAUUUUUGAAGAAUUUAUUGGUAAAUUAUGUUUUGGCUCAAAAUCUCACUAUACAUGGCCCCAUUCAUUCUUUACUUAACACGGAUCAAUCGUCCCGUCCCCUUAGCAGAAAAACAGCCCCUAAGCAUGAUGUUUCCACCCCCAUGCUUCCCAGUAGGUGUGGUGUUCUUGGGAUGCAACUCAGAAUUUUUCUUCCUCCAAACACGACGAGAUGAGUUUACACCAACAUGGAUACAUGGAUGAUAAAGCAGAGGAUUUGGGGAAUACCAUGUGGUCUGCUGAAACCAAAAUAGAACUUUUUGGUAUAAACUCAACUUGUCGUUAAAAUGAGCACAACAAUUUGACUGAAAGGUGAGAAUAAACAGUACAUAAAAUAUGUUGCAUACAAUAAACAUUUUAUGUGUACAUAUUCAUAAUUCACUUUUAUACUUAUUCGUACUAGUGUUUUAUAUAUGUUUUUUGAAUAAUGAAGUGUAACAUAUUUUAUUUUCUAAUGUACAUGAUUCCAUAGAUGAACUCCUUUAUAUGAUGUACAUAUUUGUUUUACAUGAGUUCAUACCUUUGCUUUUGAGUACACAUAAAUCCCUCUUAGUUCAUAUUUACUGGUUCACAUCUGAAACAUCUUCUGGACCACUUCAGGAAGCACAUUAUUAUUUACUUUAUAUAUCAUUUGAACAGUCGUAUUUAUAUAAUUUUAAAAUGUGUGACUUUAUGAAUAAUUUGUUGGAUCUCUAUAAUCCAUUCUAUUAAAUGUAUUUAUUACUCUCUUGUGUAAUAUAAAUAUUGUUGUGUGAUUGUUUUAUAUGUAUGUCCCCAGACGAGUGGUUCUGAACCUUGUUGGAGGUACCGAAGCCCACCAGUUUCAUAUGCGCAUUCACCGAACCCUUCUUUAGCGUAAAAUAAAAACAUUAUUUUAUUCACCUUGUUCAUAGAACAAAACCAACACAGUGCAUGAACUCACAACGAAUUACACACCUGCAAAUCAGUCUGACUUCUGGUGUUGCCGUAUCCAUUAUGCACUGAUAGGGAGAAGUUUUCAUUUACACGAUGAGUUGGGUGUGUCUUGACCUUCCCGGCGGAGGCUCCGCCGAACCCCUGAGGCCGACUGACCGAACGCCUAGGGUUCGAUCGAACCCAGGUUAAGAACCACUGCCCCAGACAUUUAUGCAAUAAACAAUGUAUGCUUCAACUAAA